GGCCGGCGUUUGUCAUCAUCAGUAGCAUUCACAGCGGUGCGCGAUUCGCACGCUGCGCACGACCACGCGUAUAAGUACGGUAGUGAAAGUCGCGCGCGCAGGUUCCGCUACGAUUUCGUACGCCGACAUCUUCGUCUAGUUAUUCUGUUUGUUCGUUGCGCCAGUGCAACGGCGAAAGGAGGUCGGUGCUUGUCCAAAGCCCGUAACACUGCCGUGAUUUGUGAUGCUGAAGUUUUAAAUCGAUCCCAUUGUAAGUGAUUCAUAAGCGACAACAAAUGAUUUCUUUUGUUGCAAUGUGUUCGAAAAUGAAGGAGCCGUAAUUGUCAUGUUGGCUCCAUAAAACUAGUCGAAGUGACAUUUAACGAGCUAAAGUGUUGAAUAAAAUGAGUGUGGAACCGACAUUGACCGAGUCCCCGGUGCCGCUGGCUCUGUCGAGGCUGCAGACGCGGCCCGGCCGAGUGCCACGAGGUUUGCGCACGCACCGGCCCAGUCUGCAGCUAGCCAGCUUACAAGAGUCCGCUGAUGAGACUCCUAGGCGUUACAGUGGAGAACCAUUUGCUGCCGAUACGGACGAUGAUGAGGCGUUCACUGACGACGUAGUUCCAGAAGUACCGUCUUUGUCAACCUCCAACGGACGCCGAGCUUCCGAAGCUACCUUUGCCGAACGUUACAGACAGUUGACGGAUUUUGAUGGUCCCCCGCCUGAAGCACCACGGCGUGCCUCCUUAGCGGUGCCUGUGGGUGCCGAAGGUUUUGGUCCCAAUGAUAAGGGUCGAAGACGCUCUUGGGCAGCGAGAUUACAGUUAGAACGCAAAAAACGGAGGAAGUCAGGAGGAAACGAUACAGACGAAGAGAGUGAUACCCCAAUAUAUGUCCGUCAGAAAAGACCCUCGUGGUGGAAUGUGUUCGUGCCUGAUAAUAUGCUGAAGAACAGGUCUAGGCGAGCUUCGCAGCAGCUGUCCAGGAGCGCAGAAAGCAUCGACCAGUCUUUCAAGAGGUCGAAAAGUCGCUCGGUUGACCAUGGCUUCUCGCCGCCAUUUGACUUGGAGGCUCUGCGCUCGAAGGUCGAAGGCAGAUUUGAUGCUGUACACAGAGAUGAAGACGAGCAAGCUAAGAGAUUACCGCCCCCUCCACCGAUAAAAACAAUGACUUAUACGGUUCGAGACCGUGAUACCCUGACGUCGCUAGCGGCGAGGUUCGACACGACCCCCUCGGAGCUGACCAAGCUGAACAGGCUCGCCACCCAGUUCAUCUUCCCGGGACAGACGCUGCUGGUGCCCGACAAACGGAAAGAUGGCGAUAAAGACUCGGAUGGCCCGUCAGAGAGCGGCGAUAACACAUCUGAGUCAACACAGGGCCCACCGAGCGAGCCCGCACAAGAAAAAGAGAUCUUGGAUAGCCUGCGGCCGGGCUCCCCCGAGGCGCCCGCCAGCAGCUGCGCGCCACAGCGAUUCCUCAAGAUCAACGUCAGGCACAUCACUGAUGGACAGGGCGUGGUCUCCGGGGUGCUUUUGGUGACGCCGAACGCGGUGAUGUUCGACCCGAACGUGUCGGACACGCUGGUGAUGGAGCACGGGCCGGAGUCGUACGGCGUCAUCGCGCCCAUGGAGUACGUCGUCAACGCCGCCAUUUUCUACGACAUCGCGCACAUGCGCACACACGGACCCGACCAUAACACGCACAAAGCCGAGCAGGCUGAGAUCUACUACAUGAAUAAGUCGGAACUCUCUCCCGGAAAGGACUCGCUUCUAGUCAAAGAUGAAACAUUCCCCGAGCUGCAGGCGGCUACGGGCGAGGGCGCGGAGGGCGAGUCGGCCGCCGAGCCGCGUCCUGACGAAGCUGAGGACCGCGGCGGCGCCGCCUUCCCCAAGGCCUUCGACCGCGAGCUCGUCACUCCCACUGCUUUGCAGCAGCAAUCUACCGAAGACAGACGAAAGUCGCUACUGGACCAACAUUGGGCUAUACCGAGUAAGGACAGAAUGUCCAUCGAUCAAGGAAGCGAGGUAUCAUCAAGCGCGGACGCUUGCAAGGACGAGAGCGUUGGCGGCGAGCCGGACGCCGCGGCCGCCGCCGACGGGUCGGAGGGCGGUGACGCGGCUGACGACGACGCACAGCAUCUCGUCAAGCUGUCCUACCAUGACUCCGGCAUCGAUAUCCGCGACCCACUGCUGCAUGUCACUCCUAAUAACUCCAAGAAAGGCUCCCUCGUAGAUUGCGAUGAGUAUUAUCAUGAGAUAGACACGAUAUACGAGUCUACCGAGCUGGAGAUACCCAAGUACAGUAGUAAUUGGCACCAGGAGGCGGCGCAUGCACUGCAAUGUUUCGUAGUUCUGCAUAGGAACGCAGAUGCGCGAUCCGAUUCUGUGUACUCGUCGUGCGAUGAGGUAUACAGCGACGCAGACAUAGUGCUCUCAGCGGAGUGGGUGCCGCCCGUGUGCCUGGCGCGCGGCGAGCCGCCGCUGUCGGCGCCGCCGCACAGCGACGCCGAGCGCGCCCGCAAGCCCGCCGCCGUGUCCUUCUCCCGCGACGCCGCGCCCGCCGCCAAGGAUGAUGCUAAACCUGAUAAGAAGAAUAAGAUGCUGAAGCGUCUUUCAUACCCACUAUCUUGGGUGGAAGGCCUGACCGGCGAGGCUGCACAGGGCUCUCACAGCGAAUCCCUCCCAGCCUCUGCCGACAGCCACAACACCAGCGUCUUCUCCAAGGUCUUCAACAGCUCGCCAAUGAACCUAGUGGAGUUCGGUACCGGUUUGUUCCUGAGUAAGACCCCGUCUGAAGAGGCGCCCCAGGACGUGUUUUCUACUUCGGGACGCAGCUCCUUGGGCGGGUUCGGGCGCUCGCACACCAAGUCCACGUCCAGCAGCGGCAGCGCCCCGCCCCCGCGCCUCGACUACCGCAGCAUGGUGUCCGUCGAUGACAUGCCUGAUCUCUUCGCCUCUUUUGAUAAGCUAAUUCCCCGACCGGCGCGACCCAGCGACGACCCGCCGCUGUACCUGCGCCUACGCAUGGGCAAGCCGAUCGGCCGACCGCUACCACGCACCACGCCGCUCAUGUCUUACGGCCGCAAGCGCAUGAAGCCCGAGUAUUGGUUCGGAGUACCUAGGAACAGGGUGGACGACCUGUUUAAGUUCCUGACGCACUGGGUGCCGGACCGGUACGGGCCGCUGGGCGACGUGAGCGCGCACGGCUACGAGCUCAUCGACAGCGACACCGAGUGGGAUGACGACGAUGCUAAGCCUGGACAGAAGGACGAGCGGACCGGCAGCACGGGCGAUGUGUCCGACCUGACCCGCGAGUCCUGGGAGCUGCUGAAGGCGCCGUACGUGAAAAUAUAUUCGAUAAUGAAGAGCCAGGCCGAGGCGCUGGGCGACUCGCUCGGCGAGGAGCCGCGCCAGGAGGUGCUGUCGAUGAGCGAUGAGCUGCGCCGGGCUCUGUACUCGUCGGGCGCCUCCAUCGACAUGGAGUUCUCGCCGCCCGACCUCAUCGGCACCUCCGAGGUAUUCACCAUGGAGCACAGAGAGAAGCUGUGCUCGGUGCUGCCGGCGCGCGCGCAGGGCUACAUGUGGUCGCUGGCGUUCAGCACGAGCCAGCACGGCUUUUCGCUGGCCUCCAUGUACCGCAAGAUGCAGCGCGUCGACAGCCCCGUGCUGCUCGUCAUACAGGACACUGACAACAAUGUAUUCGGCGCUCUGACAUCGUGCGCGCUGCACCCGUCGGAGCACUUCUACGGCACGGGCGAGUCGCUGCUGUUCUCGUUCCAGUGCAGCGGCGAGGAGGCGCGCCGCCAGUCGCAGGCCAACAUCGACGCGCCCAAGGAUCACGACAAGGACGACAACAAGGAACAAAAAGAUGAACCACCAGCACCGGUGAAAACCAAAUUCAAGUACUGGGGCUGGACCGGAGACAACAUGUAUUUCAUUCGCGGCAGCAACGAUAACAUAUCCAUCGGCGCCGGAGACGGCAAGUUCGGGCUGUGGCUGGACGGCGACCUGUACCUGGGCCGCACGCAGCGCUGCAAGACGUACGGCAACGAGCCGCUGACCACGCGCGAGGACUUCAUCGUCAAGAUCAUGGAGUGCUGGACCUUCAUCUGAGCGCCGCCGCCGCCCGCCGGACUCGCCGCACGCGCCGCACACAGCGCUCCACUACUCUACUUUCAAAUCAAAAAUAAGCUUUAGAUUAUCUUAUGAAAUUUGCUACGAAGAUUUGACACUUUUACAAGUCAGUCUUUUCGACUUUAGUACCGAUGAGUCUGAAAACGAUUUUGUACUCGCAUUGUGACUCGAAACGUAGCGGCGCGGAUCAACAUCGAUCGGCCGACAUGAAGACAAUAUUAUAAACGUCUACGCGCAUUUCUAGUCAAAUGUACUGAAACCUGACCAAUGUUUUCAUCCUCUCCGAAUUUAGAGGCGUGUUCGGAUACGAGUGCCGCCGCUCGCUCUGCUGAGCAAGUGCAUUAAUCCUAGUCAAUUGUCAUUUGUAUGUAAGUUGAGAGUUACGGAGACGGACCGAGCCGCGCAUACAGACGACAUUCCUGGUGUUGCGGCACCUCGGCGCUGCGGUCGGCCGCCUGGCGCCACCGCUCGUAAGCCCGAACAGUCCGAUAAUUAUUAUGUGUCAAUUCAUACAAUUAAUAUUGUGCAUUGUUGUUAAGGAAAUUAAAGCAUAUUUGUAACUAUAAAAUCUGUAUGUUAUGUAGAAGUUUAUAUAUUAACAAAUCAAUCAUUACCUAUGUGUUUAGAGGCCGACUUAUUGGCGUGUCCAGUACCGAGCAAUGUAACACGCAUUAAUUUUAUGAAAGUGAUUCCGGUUCCUUGAUGACAUACGCUUGGAGACAGCUCGCUCUCAGUUGGCAGCGGCGCAAGCUGCACCGAUUCUUGCCAGUGACGGAGCUUCGAGCCGCUCGUGUGAAGCCCGCGCAAGGGUCCCCGACACUGUCACUAUAAAUAUUCUAUUUAUUUAUAAUUUGUGUAGUAGAUUUUGUAUGUUAUGUUGUCGUGUGUCUGAUUGUAUUGAGUCAUAAUAUUAAGUUAGUGAGCAUAAUUAUGUUACACUUGUACUGUGAUUUGAUUAUUAUGGUUGCAUUUUUUCACUUAUUGGAGCGUUGUCACUUAUCACUGAUUUAAUAAUAUUAACAUCAUAAUAAUAUGCUGAUCGGCAGUUUAGUGAAUAUCUAACAUAUCUUCAUUCAUGUCACACAUUUAUAAGAGUGUCUAAGAUAGUCCACGGAGUACGAACACGCAAUCAACAUAGUUUACAAUAAACCAUAGAUUAUGUUCGUGAUGUGACGCUUCAGUACAGAGAUGAGUAGCCAAUAUAUGAAUAUUAUUAAUUAAAUAGUAAAAAAAAUCUUAAAUAGUUAUCUUAGAAUGCUUGAUGAAUGUAAUCGUCAUUGUGCUUAGUAAUCGUUAGCAUGAUGUUACUCAGAUCUAUCUGGUCGUAUAACAUUAUUUAUUUGUCCUAUGUAAGCACGCGCGCUAGAGCCGCUGCGCUGCGCAGGCGCAUCGCUGCGCUAACUAUACUAUACCGCUAUGGCCAGUAUAAUGGCAUCGUCUUUUUUGUUUCAUAUGUACUGUAUAUACGACAUAUUCCUAUGUGAGAUUAGAAGAGAUAUAUAUUUUUGUGAAAGGCCACGCGAAAUAACUUUUGUGUAUAUCUAUGGUAGAAAGUACAAGUACCAAAAAGUAUCCCAGCUGUUAAAUGAAAUAUAGAAUAUAGCGCGUGCGUCUAUUCAUGCAGAAUAUUUUGACGUUGUUAUUGUUUGUGUACAUCAGGAAUGUAAUAGAUGAACUUAGGUUUUAAAAUUAUAUCGGCAUAAUUAUUGUUAUAAAUUUAUAAUCAUUAGACUUGUUGAGUAGCAGUGAGAAUUAAAAUAUUUAUUUAUUCUGUUAUGGUUUCCAAUCUUACGGUUGCUGUAGCUACAUUACUUUAUCGGUGAUGAUUUAUUAUGUAAUUCUAAGUUGUUAAAAUGUAAAUCAAGCCAUAAUAAUUGAGAAUAUAUUCUUUUGAGAAA
Molecule: messenger RNA, 6010 nt
Organism: Helicoverpa armigera (cotton bollworm)
Lineage: Eukaryota; Metazoa; Arthropoda; Insecta; Lepidoptera; Noctuidae
Gene: mtd
Product: TLD domain-containing protein 2
Exons: 27
Coding region: 384-4091 (1235 amino acids)
Biological process (GO): response to oxidative stress
Cellular component (GO): nucleus
Source: RefSeq, a predicted model, not a curated record